AAUCUGCAAAAGGUCUAUAGAGAAGUCGAUAUAAUGAAAAGGCUGGACCAUCCUCAUAUAAUUAAACUUUAUCAGCAGAUUGGAGAAAAAAUUAAAGUAUGUACAGUACUAGAAGAAGACGAUGUGGAAAUCGCAUGGAAGAAACUAAAGACAAAUAUAAUAAAAUCUGCGGAAGAGGCACUUGGAAGCAGAUUCAUCAGAAGUGAUAUAAAAACCGAAUACCAAACCCUCGUUUAAUCAAAAAAUGAAACUACUGGCUGAGGAGAAACGAAAGGCAGAUCUAGAAUACAGAUUAAAGUCAAUCACAUACAAUGAAUACAAAAUUGUUAUAAAUAGUACCAAUAACCACAUCCAAACAAUAAAACAGGCUUACUGGGAAAAAUUCUUCAAAGAUAUGGAAUACGACCUGUGGGGAGGUCAAAAAAAAGCUUCGAACCAGGAAAAAACCAAUAAACGAAUACAUACAAACUACCAGGAUAUCUACUAAAGACUGGGAAGAAACACUUUUGUGAGCUAUAUAAGGAGCCUAACGUCAACGCUAAAACCAUCAAAUCACAAUUAAACGAUAGUAGCACACAUCAACGGUCGAACACAUGGAGGGAAAGGAUAAAACAACUAUUUGGAAAACUGCAAAAUAGAAAGUCGCCGGGAAUGGACGAGAUAAGAAAUGAUCAAAUGCGGAGGUGAUAUUUUACUAGACCAGAUACAUGCCUUCUUUAACAAAGUACUGCACAAAAAUAAAAUACAAGCAGAGUGGAAAUAUAGUAUUACCAUACCAAUUUUCAAAAAGGGAUAAAAAACAGACUUAACUAACUACAGAGCUUAGGUACUUAAAAAACUGACUUACGAAGAUCUUUGAGGAAGUAGUAGCAGCUUCUGGAAUAUGCGAAGAACAACAGGGAUUCAGAACGAACAAAUCCACUAUUGGUGUAAUAUUCACCAUCCGGCAAAUAACCGAAAACGCUAUAGAAUUUAAUAAACCAGCUUUUAUGUGCUUUGUUGACCUGGCUAAGGCUUUCGACAGAGUAAGAUUAUCCGACGUCGUGCCGCUUUUGCAGGAGAGAAAUAUUAACCGCAACAUAAUAACAAUUAUUGCGGAACUCAACACAGACAACCACACUUUCAUAAAAGCCGCAGGCAAACUAUCUGAGAAACUAUCCAUAUCAACUGGAAUAAGGCAGGGAGACAGCUUAAGUCCUGCAUUAUGUAACAUCAUAAUGGACGAAAUUAUUACAGAAAUCAAGAAGGUUGGCAGAGGGUAUCGAAUGGGUGAUGAGGAAAUAAAGGUGAUAUGCUAUGCCGACGACGCCGUGCGUCCUCAUCCGAAGAUGAGGACAACUUGCAAAGGCUUCUUUUUAAGUUUGAAGGGAUGGCGUCCGGGUUAAGCAUGCAAAUAUCCACAACCAAGGCACAGUCUCUCACGGUAUCAAGGGAACCGCGCAGAUGCAAGCUUGCCAUCUACAACAAGAGCGUCGAACAGGUUAUGCAGUUCAAAUACCUUGGGGUCAACAUAACAACUAGUAAAGAAAAAGUGAAAGUGCAGACAACAAAAGCAGCAUUGAUAUCGUGAUAUUUGAGAGACAUAAUAUGGCGAAAUAAAUCUAUGUCUGUGGAGCGCAAAGCCAGAAUAUACAAAACCUGUGAUGACGUAUGCAGUCGAAACCAAAGCGGAAAGUGCCCUAACUGAACGGCUUAUAGGAACAACUGAAAUGAGAACUCUAAGAUCUAUGGUGGGAUGUAGCCUACUGGACCAUGUAAGAAGCGACGACAUAAGAACUAAGUGCGAUAUCCAAGACGUCGUGAGACGUUGACGGGAUGGGCAACACCAGACAGAAAAAUUGCCAGAAAGGGAGUACCACGUUCAAAAAGGCCCCCGGGACAACCACCAACCCGCUGGUAUGAAAGCUGGAGUUCAGCGUCACAAGUUCUAAUAUGAUGUUUAACUGUGCUUGUAAAGGUUAUGGAAACUAAGAGUAUGAUAUAUUUAGUGUCUGAGUAUGCAAGUCAGGGUGAAAUUUUUGAUCACAUUGCACGUUAUGGAAGAAUGAAUGAAGAACAAGCUAGAAUUAAGUUCUGGCAAAUAUUGUUAGCUGUUGAAUACUGCCAUAAUCGUAAUAUAGUACAUCGAGACUUAAAGGCUGAAAAUCUUUUACUAGAUUCCAAUAAUAAUAUUAAAAUAGCAGAUUUUGGAUUUUCGAAUUACUUCACAACAGGAGGACAACUCUCGACUUGGUGCGGGUCACCUCCGUACGCCGCCCCUGAAGUGUUUGAAGGCAAGAAAUAUGUUGGACCGGAAAUUGAUAUAUGGAGUCUCGGCGUAGUUCUUUACGUGCUAGUUUGCGGUGCACUGCCAUUCGAUGGAUGUUCGCUGCAAGCACUUCGGGACCGAGUUUUAUCGGGCCGUUUCCGAAUUCCGUAUUUUAUGAGCCAAGACUGUGAAUCACUAAUAAGGAAAAUGCUGGUCUUAGAACCAACUAAGCGAUUCAGCAUACAACAAGUUAAGAAGCAUAGGUGGAUCCAACUAGUUUCGUUACCUACGUUUUUACCAAUCAUUCCUACAUCGAACACGCACCCUAACGAACAAAUUCUUAGACUGAUGCAAAGCUUAGGGAUUGACAGCCUAAAAACCCGAGAGUCUAUUCGACUUGGAUGUUAUGAUCAUCAUGCGGCAAUAUAUUACCUGCUUUUGGAUAAGCUACGGAGUCAGUUGGUGGGGGGAGAAACCCAAACAGUAGUUCGGGAAGUUCAAAGAAGACGACCUUCAAAUGUAGCCGAACAAGCAAUGAGGAAAAUUGGGAGGGCAAACACCACAGAAGACUGCAGGCGACUACUACAGCAUGCUACAAUCGCUCCAACUGCUAGUAAUAGCAAAAUAAGCAUGGGCUCAGUUACUUCUUCUAGUAAGCCAAUCAACUCUUCACCUGUUCACGGAAUCGAUGCUGCCAAACUUCUAGCGGCCACAAACCGCGAAGACGCCUUAAAAGUUCUAAACCAAGCAUCUUCGUCCAAUACGUUCAAUAUGUGUUCUGAAGCCACCAGAUUAAUGUCUACUUUGCAAAUGUCUGCGGUUCCAUCAAUUCCUGCAGAUUCGUCUCACUUCAAAGAGCAUGCGAAAGGGAAUAUUCACACUUGUCCGACAGGACUGCAUUUGAAUCCAUUUGAGCAUGCUGACCUCAAGCGGAGUUUGGAUCGCUUUAGUGCAAGCGGAUUCAAAAGCAGCGAAUUUCAGAUGCAAUAUUCCAGUUCGACCGAUGAAGGUGUGGAAACAGACCUCGAGGAGCAACUAUCGCAAAAUCAUGGCGGUCCUAGACUAAGUUAUGCAUCUUCGAGCUCUUCCAGCGGUGUAGUAAACACAUUUAAUACAUCCAAAAGUCUUAGCCAGAACCUUAGUUGUGAUAGCAAUUUUGAAAGCUUGGAGUAUCCCCUUUCUGAGUCCAGCGAAUUAGCCAGUAGUUUGCCAAGUUGUACCUCUACCGACAAAAAGCCGGAGCCCGCAAUGAUUAGCUCAAACGCUCUGUGUAGUACCAAAUAUGCAAUUGUUCCUAGAUCAGUUCUACAUAAGCACAAUCCUCUAGUUCAUAUGUGUAGCUUUAAAACGUCGCGCAAUAUAACUAGAUCGCCUAUAGAUUUCCGAGAAGGUAGACGAGCCAGCGACGGUUUGGUGGCUCAACAGCCAUGUGAUCAGUAUGGUAGCACAUUAGCCUUUAAUUCUCAAAAGCUGAAUGAAGCUUGCAAGACUAAGGGAAUUCUGGAUAUGGGAUUAGUGCAAAGAGAAGCCCUCAGGUUGCAAAGCCAAUAUCAAGCCCGGGAUCCUCCGGAAGAAAUGUCACACCGACAGAAACAGCAUAGUCAGUACAUGCAGCCACGUAGCACCAAAAAAAUUAGUUUACCCGACAACUUUAGUUACUCCAGCACCUGUAUGGAACCCAUUCAGCUACAAACGGCCAUGCAGCACAGAAUGUUGCAACAGAAACGGCAAAUUCUGCAGAAACAAUGCGCCAUGGCAUCUCAGCCAGCCAGUAGCAUCUUAGAUACCACUCACUUAUCCAGGCGGCACAUGCUCAGACAGGCCAGUUACAAAAUAGCUCAACAGCAACCUGUAUUGCCCCCAUUACCCCCAUUGCCUUUAUCGGAAACUGAGAGUAAAGAUUUGAUCGCCUUUCAGUCUUUAGUUGAAGGCUCCACGGAGUGUGCCAGAAGUUCGCUGUCAACCACCAUGCAAAGCUCUUGCCAGAUCAACGAACAUAACAUGGCUUCCAAGUCGAUAGCUUGGCAAAAGACAGCACCCAGUUGGCAUCAGGGGCCUUCAAGUUUGCCAACGCCGACAAAUACGCAAGGGAGCGUUUGGCCGCCGUUGCUGCCACUACGAGAAAUUCCCAUUUUAGAAUUAACAGAACAGAUGGAGUCCAUGUAACACAGUCACCGGUUGUAUAAUUUAUCUGUAGCUUAUUAGGUUUAUCCGGGUACGUUUCGUUCAAUUGAAUCGAGCAGAUUUCCAGUUCUUACUUGAUACAAGUUGCUUCAAUUGGUCAAUAUCAGGUAUAUUUAUAUUAAUGAAUCAAACUUUAGAAGGCUUCAACUGCGCUAAAAGGUGCUCCAAUAAGAAAAGCAAGUUUGAUUUUCAAGUAAAACGUAUAAAUUUGUGGCAUAAGUUUGAAACAUUUAUUGAUUUAUGACCCAAUAUUAAUACUUUUAUGAGUAAUGUGAAUGAAAAUCUGAAUAAAGAAUAAAUAGAUCAGAUUUGCCCUCUUAAUAAAAUUUUCAAGAACUGUUGUUUGCAUUAACUGGCGACUUUAACUAAACUGUCGACUGCAUAAAGGGAAAGCCAUUUGGAUCAUUUUGAAUACAAACAGCAUUGAUCAUUUUAUAUCACAAAUAUCUAAACGGUGACAAUGAGUAUUUUUAUUUUAGGCUCAUAGGCGUCCAGAAGGAUGCGGCGUUUGUAAUUCAUUCUAAGAGUAUCAAGUAACAUGCUUGGUUAGUUAGUCUGAAAUUUGUUUUUUAGCCUACGAUUUAUUUUUUCAAGUUGAUAAUUUAGUAUAUUUUGCGAAAAAAAACAUAAUUUUGACGAGCAUAUGGUAACAUUUUUCGUAUCUACUUUCAAAUAUAGACAAACCCUUCUAAUAAAUAUUAUUGUAUUCAUAAUUUUUAUUUAUACGAAGUCAAAAAUUAACAAGCAAUACAGUUGUUACAAGCACUACAUUCAUUGCGAUGUUUAUUAUCAAGGAAACAUGAUUUUCGUUUCUUGAAUAAGGCGCAGCAGUCUUGUCGAGCUUCCGUCCAGAAGCUUAUUCUUCUUAUUUUUCCUCUUUUGGUGCCUUAUCCUCUGCGAACGUUGGCGAUUAACAUGGACAUUGCCGGCAUGGUGGACGAGUGAUCAGACCGACAGGCUAGCAACCUGAAGGUCCGUGGUCCGAAGUUCGAAUUCCUAGCCGUGGAUAUACAGAUCAAGAAAAAUAUGAGCGAGCUGGCAAAUUGCACUGAAGCAGCAGAGCCAAAAAUGGACAUUCGUAUUCUAUCAGAUUCCUGGCUAAAUAAUUGUAAAUAAUCAUCCCAAACCACUGGACCACAAACCACAUUUAUUGUUCCUCAUAGUAUGUCCGAAGUACUCGAUUCUUCUUCUGUUCACUGUGGAUGCUACGUGUUUCGUUUCCUCCAUUCUUCUAAGUACCUUUUCGCUAGUUAUAUGCUCGAUCCAUGAGAUGCGCAGAAUUCUCCGGUAUAUCCACAUUUCGAGCGCUUCGAGCUUGGCCAUGGUCCACGCCUCAGUGCCGUACAAAAAGCUAGAAGGAUGUAACAUCUGACCAUAUUUAUUUUCAGUUGUAGGCUUAGAUUUUUGCUGACGAAAAGUGUUUAACUUUUAUUAAAUACAGAUCUCGCCUUCUCGAUUCUGCGUCUAAUUUCUACGGACUAAUUCCAGUUUGCAUUAGCCAUUGAUCCCAAGUAAGUGUUUCUCUCGACUCGUUCAAUAAUUUCUAGAUUUCAAGUCAAAACCAUAGGAGGCUGGGCGUUUCUGCUGAUAGGCAUAUGUUUUGUAUUAAAGCUAUAUAGUAUCGUUGUAUUAAUAAGUUCAAGAACAGUUUGAAAUUCCGCUGGGCGACUUGCGAGGAUAACAAUAUCAUCUGCGUAUCUGAUGCUGUUUAUGUGGUCGCCGUUCAUUUUAAUCCCUUCGGGAGUCUUCCCCUGCCUGCCGAAAUAUAUUUUCAUAUUGGAUAUUAAAUAAGGUCGGCGACAGGACGCACCCCCUGACCUACGCUUCUUUUAAUCGUCACCUCUUCUGUUUUGUUUCCGGCAAUGUUCACGUAGGCUGAUUGGGUCCAAAUAAAUUCGUUAUAAUUCGUAUAUCUUUGCAGUCAAUGCGCUACUUCCCUCAUUUUUCUACUAACCUUGUGUGUUAUAUUGUGUCAAAAGCUGUUGACAAAUAUAUAAAACAUGCGUACACAUCGCGGUUCAUGUCGCUACUAAGUUGCCCUAGAACCUGUAAUGAAAAGAUUGUCUCUCCAGUUGACAAGGUACUUCUAAAGCCAAAUUGAGUCUAUAAGUCAAAUUUUCUAUACAUUCUGCUGUGAAUGAUCUUGGUGCUCAACUUGACGAUGUCGUUAAUGAGACUAAUGAGUCUGUAUUGAUCGAAAGCAUUUACUCGAGACUUUUAAGGGAAGGCAAUAAAAGAAGACACUAACCAGUCAGGAGGUAAUUUUCCUGAAUUAUCAUAGAUGAAAUUGAGGAUUCCUUCCAGAGAUUUGAUGAAAUCCGUAUUACUGUCGCGUAACAUUUUUAUCCCUGUUAUUCAUUUGUGUACCAGUUUUAUCAUGGAGGGCUAGUAUUUCUUUUUUGCCACUUGAGGUGUUCUUUCUGAGUAACUUCAUGCUUCUAUUUUCUUCAUAUCCAAGAUAUAUUUUUCACACCUUCUUUCUAUAGGUUGUUUAAUACUAUCCCCGUUGAACUUUCUUAAAUCCUUUCUUGCUUCCUUAAAUAUAGAUUUAUUCAAGCUUCUCAGAUGCUCUCGGGUUAACCUCAUGAGGUCUUUGGUACGUUGUCCAAGCUUGUUAUAAUUUUUGCCUGUUUUCGUACCAAAUUAAUUCCCUGUACUAUUGACUGCAUCUAGUAUGGGUAGUCUCUUACGUUAAUCAGGAUCUUGUCAAAAUUAACCGAUACUAUUCUUGAAAAUUUUUCUGUGUCUUUAGUUGUGGUGCAUCUCUUGGAAUUUUUCUCUGUCGCCAUUUUAUGUUCUUCCUUGUAUCAAGUACUCCAGGAUAAAAUAAUCCGAGCGAGGUAACGUCAGCUC
This is a messenger RNA of Dendroctonus ponderosae (mountain pine beetle), 7285 nucleotides long. RefSeq names its product serine/threonine-protein kinase SIK2. Gene Ontology annotation, biological process: protein phosphorylation; intracellular signal transduction; microtubule cytoskeleton organization. Lineage: Eukaryota; Metazoa; Arthropoda; Insecta; Coleoptera; Curculionidae. The record is from RefSeq and is a predicted model, not a curated record. The transcript is spliced from 11 exons. Gene Ontology annotation, cellular component: cytoplasm. Bases 1961 to 4414 code for a protein of 817 amino acids. Gene Ontology annotation, molecular function: tau-protein kinase activity; protein serine/threonine kinase activity; ATP binding.